GGAGCAGUGAAAGUGUGUGCACAAUGGCUAAAGGAAUGUUUCCGAGAGUCUCGGACGCCGAAAAAUACAAAUUCAAAUAACAAAAUUACCAGCGAAGAAGAUGAAGGACUUGUGUUUACAUCUCGUCGUUCGACAAUUAAUGGUGUAACAAAGUCCCAGCAGAACAGCAAUAUAAAUGUUUCUCCUCAACAAAAUCACGAAAAUAUAACAAAAUUACACCUUCAUACUUCACAUUCACUUCCCAAUGUAUUUACUUCUAAUGAAAUGAUCGAGAAAUCAUCGAUUUCACCUCAGAUGCAUGUUUCUACAUCAGAAAUCGAAUUAUCGCCAGGACAUGAGCGAGAACAUACUCUGUGGGAAAAACAAAAUAUAUUAAGUGAAAACGAAAUUAUGAAAAGAAGGCGUGAAGGUUUAGUAAGAAAUCUGGCGCAACAUUCGACGUUUGAAAAAACGGAAAAAUAA
Acaulospora morrowiae is the source of this 462-nucleotide messenger RNA. The record is from the annotation of a GenBank genome assembly. Lineage: Eukaryota; Fungi; Glomeromycota; Glomeromycetes; Diversisporales; Acaulosporaceae.